GCAUCUAAGCAGCACCUCACCUAAUCCUUUUGUUAUCAAUCUGACUAGGCAUUUCUGUAAUUUAGGAAAACUUAUCUUUUAAUUAGUACGCGUUUUAAUUAGCUUACUUCUUCAAUAUUUAUGUACGAUUGUGAAAUCAUAACGGAGGUUGUAUAAAAAAUAGUCAGAGUGAUAGUUUUUUUACUACAAUUGUAAUUUAACCAUAGUUCGAUUGUUACUUACGGCUAAAAUAAAUGACCAAUUUGAGUCCGAUAUCCGAAUUUUCUGUCCGAUCGGCAUAGAGUUUCUACAACAUUUGUUUUUAGACGCCUAGACUUCUGAAAAUCUUAUGGCCAGCUUGCUUGCUGUUGCUGAUUCAUUUCGCAUUCAAAAUCUUCCCUUGUUUAAUUAAUCUCAAUCUGCUCUCCUCUCCCAAUCUAAUCUCCGCAUCCUUUGGCACACCAUAUAAAUAAUCAGACCCUUCUCUUCUCUUCCCAGUCCCCCCACCAUCAAAUCUCGUCACCCGUUUGUCAUUUCUCCUUUUCGCUUUUCUUCUGUUUGAUUGUCAGCGCCAGUAACAGACUUCCCUGAUUUUUGCGUGUUGAUCCAUCCUUUCUGAUCUGGGUCCAUUUUUCUCUUCGUUCCAGCAUCUGGGUAGUCGUCCGAUUUUGAUAUUAGGAAGAAGGGAAAAAAAAAAAAAAAACUAAGCAGCCAUGAAUGCUCUUGCGGCCACCAACCGUAAUUUUCGGGCUGCAGCCAGGAUUCUUGGUUUGGACUCCAAGGUGGAGAAGAGUCUUCUGAUCCCCUUCAGGGAGAUCAAGGUGGAGUGCACAAUCCCGAAAGAUGAUGGGACUCUGGUAUCCUACAUUGGCUUCAGAGUGCAACAUGACAAUUCUAGAGGACCCAUGAAGGGAGGAAUCCGAUACCAUCCUGAGGUCGAUCCAGAUGAGGUAAAUGCAUUGGCUCAAUUGAUGACAUGGAAGAGCGCAGUGGCAGAUAUUCCAUAUGGUGGAGCAAAAGGAGGGAUCGGAUGCACUCCGAGGGAUUUGAGCACGAGCGAGUUAGAGCGUCUAACUCGUGUCUUCACUCAGAAGAUUCAUGAUCUAAUUGGCACCCAUACAGAUGUUCCAGCUCCAGACAUGGGGACUAAUUCUCAGACCAUGGCGUGGAUAUUGGAUGAAUACUCCAAGUUCCAUGGUCAUUCCCCAGCGGUUGUCACAGGAAAGCCCAUUGAUCUUGGUGGAUCGCUAGGUAGGGAGGCUGCAACAGGUCGUGGGGUCGUUUUUGCUACAGAAGCUUUGCUGGCUGAAUAUGGGAAGUCCAUUGAGGGUCUGACUUUUGCGAUUCAGGGUUUUGGAAAUGUGGGAUCAUGGGCAGCAAAGAUCUUCCAUGAGAAAGGUGGGAAGGUUAUAGCAGUGAGUGACAUUACUGGUGCAGUUAAGAAUCCAAAUGGAAUCGACAUACCUGCAUUGAUCGCGUUCAAGGAAUCCACUGGUAGUUUGUACAACUUCCCUGGUGGAGAGUCUAUGAACCCUAAUGAACUUCUGGUGCACGAGUGCGAUGUCCUUGUCCCUUGCGCCUUGGGAGGAGUCUUGAACAAAGAAAAUGCUACUCAUGUAAAAGCCAAAUACAUUAUAGAGGCAGCAAACCAUCCUACUGACCCAGAAGCAGAUGAGAUUCUAUCAAAGAAAGGAGUGAUUAUACUUCCUGAUAUCUAUGCAAAUUCUGGAGGUGUUACUGUGAGUUACUUUGAGUGGGUUCAGAACAUUCAAGGAUUUAUGUGGGAAGAAGAACAGGUGAACAAGGAACUCAAGAAAUACAUGACUAAAGCCUUCAAGAACAUCAAGGGCAUGUGCCAGACACACGAAUGCAAUCUUCGGAUGGGGGCGUUUACUCUCGGGUUGAACCGGGUUGCUCGAGCCACCCUGUUAAGAGGAUGGGAAGCAUGAUUGCAGUCCAAGCUUCUGAUUACAUUUAGUCAGAGAAGCCAUUGUUAAACAAGUCCCCAUUCCUUUGUCUCGUGAGAAUGUGGUGUCUAGUGGUUGAAUCAUGUGGAUUUAUAUUUCAAGCAGCUAGCUAUUAAGGUUCAUAGUGCAGUUAAACACCUUCCAACUAGACUCUUUCAAUAAGCAUUAUUGUCACCCUGGAAGUUAUUCAAUGAGUGAUUCAAAUCAAUGCCAGAUGAUUUU
Molecule: messenger RNA, 2168 nt
Organism: Linum trigynum
Lineage: Eukaryota; Viridiplantae; Streptophyta; Magnoliopsida; Malpighiales; Linaceae
Source: the annotation of a GenBank genome assembly